This is a messenger RNA of Euleptes europaea (tarantolino), 1810 nucleotides long. RefSeq names its product TBL1X/Y related 1 (gene TBL1XR1). The record is from RefSeq and is a predicted model, not a curated record. NCBI's taxonomy places the organism in Eukaryota, Metazoa, Chordata, Lepidosauria, Squamata, Sphaerodactylidae. Gene Ontology annotation, biological process: regulation of transcription by RNA polymerase II. The transcript is spliced from 15 exons. Gene Ontology annotation, cellular component: histone deacetylase complex. Gene Ontology annotation, molecular function: protein binding; transcription corepressor activity. The coding region runs from base 118 to 1659 and encodes 513 amino acids.
CUUCCAGUACCACCUUCCUGUGACCGGAGCCUCCUGUCAGGAAACCUUCCACCCAUCAAUGCACUGCCAAUGGGUUGUAUCCUUCGUUGUGACCUCAUGGUUUAAGCGGGCAUAAAGAUGAGUAUAAGCAGUGAUGAGGUCAACUUCCUCGUAUAUAGAUACUUGCAAGAGUCCGGGUUUUCUCAUUCAGCAUUCACCUUUGGUAUCGAGAGCCAUAUCAGCCAGUCUAACAUCAACGGUGCCCUGGUGCCCCCCGCCGCUUUGAUCUCCAUCAUCCAGAAAGGUCUGCAGUAUGUAGAGGCGGAAGUCAGUAUUAAUGAGGAUGGUACCUUAUUUGACGGUCGGCCGAUAGAGUCUCUCUCGCUGAUAGACGCCGUCAUGCCAGAUGUGGUGCAGACGAGACAGCAGGCCUAUAGAGACAAGCUUGCGCAGCAACAGGCGGCAGCUGCUGCCGCGGCCGCUCCUCCGAACCAGCAGGGGUCUACGAAAAACGGCGAAAACACCGCAAACGGGGAAGAAAAUGGAGCCCACACCAUAGCAAAUAAUCACACAGACAUGAUGGAAGUGGACGGUGAUGUUGAAAUCCCCCCCAAUAAAGCGGUGGUGCUGCGCGGCCACGAAUCCGAAGUGUUCAUCUGCGCUUGGAACCCCGUUAGCGAUCUUCUGGCCUCAGGAUCGGGAGAUUCGACGGCAAGAAUAUGGAACCUUAGCGAGAACAGUACCAGUGGAUCCACGCAGCUGGUCCUCCGGCACUGUAUACGAGAAGGGGGCCAAGAUGUACCAAGCAACAAAGAUGUGACAUCCUUGGAUUGGAAUAGUGAAGGUACGCUUCUAGCAACGGGGUCAUAUGAUGGAUUUGCAAGGAUAUGGACUAAAGAUGGUAACCUGGCCAGCACGUUAGGGCAACAUAAAGGUCCUAUAUUUGCAUUAAAAUGGAACAAGAAAGGCAAUUUCAUUUUAAGUGCAGGCGUGGACAAGACCACAAUUAUCUGGGACGCACACACCGGAGAAGCUAAGCAGCAGUUUCCUUUCCAUUCUGCACCGGCCUUAGAUGUUGACUGGCAGAGCAACAACACGUUUGCCUCCUGUAGCACAGACAUGUGUAUUCAUGUCUGUAAACUAGGCCAAGAUAAGCCCAUCAAAACCUUCCAGGGCCACACGAAUGAAGUAAAUGCAAUCAAAUGGGAUCCCACUGGUAAUCUUCUGGCAUCAUGUUCUGACGACAUGACUUUGAAGAUCUGGAGUAUGAAACAGGAUAGUUGUGUCCACGAUCUACAAGCGCACAACAAAGAAAUUUAUACUAUCAAGUGGAGUCCUACAGGGCCAGGAACCAACAACCCUAAUGCCAAUCUUAUGUUAGCAAGUGCAUCCUUUGACUCUACGGUUCGGUUAUGGGAUGUCGACAGAGGGAUCUGCAUCCACACUUUGACGAAACAUCAAGAACCCGUGUACAGUGUAGCUUUCAGCCCUGACGGCCGGUACCUGGCCAGCGGCUCCUUCGACAAAUGUGUACACAUCUGGAACACACAGACGGGUGCUCUAGUUCAUAGUUAUCGGGGAACAGGAGGCAUUUUUGAGGUUUGCUGGAACGCAGCAGGAGACAAAGUUGGAGCAAGCGCUUCAGAUGGUUCAGUUUGCGUACUAGACCUCCGGAAAUAGCGCUACUAGUUGGAAGCCAUGGACCGACUAUGAAUGUGUACAUAGCCAAAAUGACUGUCCCCUUGACCCAUGUACUGCUAUAGUCCCAACUGAACCAUGGCCAGUCCACUACAGCCAAACCCGAAAGAAUUAUAUACAUAUACUGUAUAUU